GCCACCUCUGCUGUGCGUGCGUGUUCGCCCAAGUAUAGCCUGCAGCUCCUUCGACCAUCGGCCCUCGACCCUCUCACGCCACCGCGUGUUACGUCUCACCUCUUUGCCUUUGCCCUGCCCUGCCUGCCGUCCCGACCCCGCUCCCUCCCCUCUUGCAGCAUCACGCCCUGAGCGGACUGCCAUUGUCUGCCAUUGACGCCUUGUCUGCAUUGACUGCAUUGACUGCAUUGACUCGCCCAGCAUGGCUGCAAACCCCAAUCCCCGCGAACGCAGACCUUCGACGAGCGCCCCGCUUGCCGAUCUCAAAGGCCCCAUCGGCCCCGCCUUUAGCCGCCCAAAGCACAAGAGAACCGUCACGGGCUUUGGUCCCACCGAGAUCAAGACGGUCGAAGCGAGUAUCCCAGAGCCCCAGCGCGAGGCAUGGAGGAAGUUUACGCCCAAGCCCUUCUCUACCCCCGAAGACUUCAGCAAAGAUGCCGUUCGCCAUAUCGAAACUACCCUGGCACGCUCCCUCUUCAACUGCGACGAGUCGGCUGCAUACGCCGGAACGGCCCUGGCCUUUCGCGACCGCCUCGUCCUAGACUGGAAUAAGACACAGCAGAGCCAGACCUUUGCUGACCAGAAACGCGUAUACUACCUCUCUCUGGAAUUCCUCAUGGGGCGUGCGCUGGACAAUGCUAUGCUCAACGUUGAACAAAAAGACGUUGCUACCAAGGGCCUCGGCGACCUGGGCUUCCGCAUGGAGGACAUCAUCUCCCAGGAGCACGAUGCUGCCCUUGGAAACGGUGGUCUCGGUCGCCUAGCCGCAUGCUUCCUCGACUCAAUGGCCUCGCUCAACUACCCGGCCUGGGGUUACGGCCUGCGCUACCGCUACGGUAUCUUUAAGCAGGAGAUUGUCGACGGAUACCAGGUCGAAGUUCCCGACUACUGGCUGGACUUCAACCCAUGGGAGUUCCAGCGCCAUGACAUUGUAGUUGACAUUCAGUUCUACGGCCAGGUCAACCGCUGGCAGGAUGACGAGGGCAAGCAGCAGAGCUCUUGGGAGGGUGGAGAGAUUGUCCAGGCUGUUGCCUUUGACGUACCCGUUCCUGGAUACAAGACGGGCACUUGCAACAACCUCCGUCUCUGGGCCAGCAAGGCCGCUAGUGGCGAGUUUGACUUUCAGAAAUUCAACUCUGGAGACUACGAGAGCUCCGUGGCCGAUCAGCAGCGUGCUGAGACCAUCUCGGCGGUUCUCUACCCUAACGACAACCUCGACCGUGGUAAGGAGCUUCGCUUGAAGCAGCAGUACUUCUGGUGCGCCGCCUCGCUCUACGACAUUGUCCGACGUUUCAAGAAGAGCAAGCGCGCGUGGAAGGAAUUCCCCAACCAAGUCGCCAUCCAGCUCAACGACACCCACCCGACGCUUGCCAUUCCCGAGCUGCAGCGGAUAUUGUAUGAUAUUGAAGGACUCGACUGGGACGAGGCGUGGAACAUUGUCCAAAAGACAUUCGGCUACACCAACCACACCGUCCUCCCAGAGGCGCUCGAGAAGUGGUCUGUUCCGCUUAUGCAGCAUCUCCUUCCACGCCACCUUCAGAUCAUCUAUGAAAUCAACCUCCACUUCCUCCAGUUCGUCGAGAGGACUUACCCCAAGGACCGCGAAAUGCUUGCGCGCGUGUCAAUCAUUGAGGAGUCGCAGCCAAAGAUGGUCCGCAUGGCCUACCUGGCUUUGAUUGGCUCACACAAGGUCAACGGCGUAGCUGAGCUGCACUCUGACUUGAUCAAAACAACCAUCUUCAAGGACUUUGUCAAGAUCUACGGACCUGACAAGUUCACCAAUGUCACCAACGGCAUUACCCCGCGAAGAUGGCUGCACCAGGCCAACCCCAAGCUCUCCGCACUGAUUGCCUCGAAACUCGGCGGAUACGAGUUCCUCAAGGAUCUUACGCUGCUCCAUAAGCUUGAGGCAUUUGUCGAAGACAAAGAGUUCCGCAAAGAGUUCCGUGAUAUCAAAUACGAGAACAAGGUGCGACUCGCGCAGCACAUCCUAGAGCACAAUGGUGUCAAGGUCAACCCGGCAGCCCUGUUCGAUGUCCAAGUCAAGCGUAUCCACGAGUACAAGCGUCAGCAGCUGAACAUUUUCGGUGUUAUUCACCGCUACCUGCAGAUCAAGGCCAUGACUCCUGAAGAUCGCCAGAAGCUGACGCCCCGCGUGUCGAUCUUUGGCGGAAAAGCUGCUCCAGGUUACUGGAUGGCCAAAAUGGUCAUCCACCUUAUCAACAAGGUUGGUGAUAUUGUCAAUAACGACAAGGACGUUGGGGAUGCUCUCAAGGUGAUCUAUCUCGCCGACUACAACGUCAGCAAGGCGGAGAUCAUCUGCCCUGCCAGUGACAUUAGCGAGCACAUUUCAACUGCCGGUACCGAGGCGUCUGGUACGAGCAACAUGAAGUUCUGCCUCAACGGUGGUCUGAUUAUUGGAACGUGCGAUGGUGCCAAUAUUGAGAUUACGCGUGAAAUUGGCGACCAGAACAUUUUCCUUUUCGGAAACUUGGCCGAGGAUGUCGAGGACCUCCGUCACGCACAUAUGUACUCGCAGUACCAGCUCGAUCCAUCGCUAGCCAACGUUUUUGAUGCUAUUCGCAACAACAUGUUUGGCGAUGCCGACCAGUUUUCGGCCCUGAUCAACGGCAUCGUUGACCAUGGUGACUACUACCUGGUAUCGGACGACUUUGCGUCGUACGUCAAGACACAGGAGCUCAUUGACGAGAGCUUCAAGAAUACCGAGGAGUGGACCACCAAGACCAUCACCACAGUCGCACGCAUGGGAUUCUUCUCGAGUGACAGGUGUAUUGAUGAGUAUGCCGAGGCUAUCUGGAAUGUAGAGCCCCUUCAGGUCAAGAGCGACCCGGCCUAGUAGAGGGCGACUAGGGCGAAGUGCAGGGACGGUUGCUUGGUAGAUGUGGAAGACUACUUGCCUAGAUGCUAGAGCUGCUUCUCUUUGGUAGUCGUUGGUAUAUUCUACGAGCGGAAUAAUCAAGUGGCUUCAUGCCCGGAAGAGAUGCAUUCCGCGGUGACACGAGACUUGUCAUGCUGCUUGAUGACACAUGUUGCGAAUUGCACGUGCAGUGUCCAGCAGCCCCCUCCCACCUGCACCUAGCCACAGCAA
Messenger RNA from Exserohilum turcica Et28A, 3148 nucleotides. RefSeq names its product glycosyltransferase family 35 protein. Gene Ontology annotation, biological process: glycogen catabolic process. The transcript is spliced from 8 exons. Bases 242 to 2896 code for a protein of 884 amino acids. Gene Ontology annotation, cellular component: cytoplasm. The record is from RefSeq and is a predicted model, not a curated record. Lineage: Eukaryota; Fungi; Ascomycota; Dothideomycetes; Pleosporales; Pleosporaceae. Gene Ontology annotation, molecular function: glycogen phosphorylase activity; pyridoxal phosphate binding.